AUGGAUAGAUAUCAACGUGGUCAAAAACGCCAAAAAGUAUCAUCAGAUAAUAUACUUCAUUCUGUUGGUAUCCAGGAUCAUUGUGAUUAUAUCAUAACAAGUACUGAUGAAGGAAAUAAUUUAAUGAACCAGUUCAAAGAAGUUAGCACCCAAGUCGCAUUUGAAAAUUCUGUUAACAAGAACUUUGUAUUUAGCUGUGAAUUUGUAGGUUCUGAUGUUUGUACACAAGCAACAAUCCCAAAAAAUUGUUUUAAUUUGGCUUCUUCAGUUCAGGAUAAAUCUUGUGGUCCAGAUUCUCUUCAAGUUGAUUCAUGCCUUUCUUGUAACAAAUUCCAUGGAUUUGAUUGCAUUAAAGAUGAAAACCAACUUAAAGAUUUGACUGGGGUGACAUUUAAAGUUUUUAAACUUUUACUUUCAUUUUUAUCAGACUCAAAUAAAAAUUUACUUGAUAUAAAAAGUCAAUUAUUAUUAUUUUUAAUAAAAAUUAAAUUAGGUAUAACAUUUUCUGCAUUAAGUGUAUUUUUUAAAAUAAGUCGAAGAACUGCCUCUAGAAUAUUUUUUAAAUUAUUAGAUGUGAUAUGUUCUAAAACUAAAAACUUUAUAUUUUGGCCAGAUAAGUAUUCUAUUACUCAAACAUUACCCAAUUCAUUUAAAAUAAAUUAUCCAAACUGCAGAUGCAAAAUAGAUUGUACUGAAAUUAAAGUUGAACAGCCAAGUACUGUUGAACAGCGUGUUUAUCUUUAUUCAUCAUAUAAAGGUUGUUAUACUGUUAAAACAUUAGUUGCAGUAACUCCAAAUGGCAUGAUUUCGUUUCUAUCUAAAUGUUAUGGUGGUAGAACUAGCGAUUCAUUUAUAACAAAUGAUUCUGGGUUUUUGGAAAAGUUAGAGCCGGGCGAUGAAGUUCUUGCAGAUAAAGGUUUUCCAGGAAUUAAAACUGAAUGUGAAAAUAAUAAUUCAAUAUUAGUUAUGCCACCAAUACUACAUAAUUGUCGAUUUUCAGAAGAAGAAGUCCUUGAAACAUAUAGUGUAGCUAGUGUUAGGAUACAUAUAGAAAGAGUUUUUGCUAGACUUAAGUCAUAUGGUAUACUUAACAAAAUUAAAAUUAAUAUUCUUCCUGAAAUUGAUAAUAUAAUGCAUAUUUGUUGUGUUUUAACAAAUUUACAGUCGCCAAUAAUAAAACAAAAUUAA
This is a messenger RNA of Macrosiphum euphorbiae (potato aphid), 1188 nucleotides long. Lineage: Eukaryota; Metazoa; Arthropoda; Insecta; Hemiptera; Aphididae. The record is from the annotation of a GenBank genome assembly.